CGCGGGAGGCUCGCGGGCCGCACGUCACUCCUGCACGGCGAGUGCUGGAGCACGAGCUGCCGCUCGCUCGGUCAGGGCGCCCCCUCCGCCCGCCUCCCGCUUCCUCCUCCGCUCGCUGCCCGCCGCCGCCGCCGCCUCCGCCGCCACCAUUGUAUAAUGUUCCGAGCGCGCAGGCAGAGGACGGCGGAGGCUUAGCUUCAGUCUCGCCUGCCGCCCGCUCCCCGGCGCCACCCUCGGCCCCCGGAGCCGGGCGCCCCGCAUGGAGCGGGACUAGCUGGAGGAGUGGGCUGCCCCUCCCGAUGCGCUAGUUCCCAGCGGGAGCUGCAUGUGAUAUAUGUUGGGUAAAGGAGGAAAACGGAAGUUUGAUGAGCAUGAAGAUGGGCUGGAAGGCAAAAUCCUGUCUCCCUCCGACGGUCCGUCCAAGGUGUCUUACACCUUACAGCGCCAGACUAUCUUCAACAUUUCCCUUAUGAAGCUCUACAACCAGAGGCCCCUCACCGAGCCCAGCCUGCAGAAGACCGUCUUAAUCAACAACAUGCUGCGGCGGAUCCAGGAGGAGCUCAAGCAGGAGGGCAGCCUGCGGCCCGCCUUCACCCCGUCCUCCCAGCCCGGCGCCUCCUCGCUGAGCGGCGGCUACCGGGAGGCCCCGCCCGCCUUCAGCGCCCCCGCGCCCCCGCCCGCGCACCCCGGGGACCUGGCCAGCACUACACCCCUGGAGGCCUGCCUCACCCCGGCCUCGCUGCUCGAGGACGACGACGACACUUUUUGCACUUCCCCGGCCGCCCCGCCGCCCGCGGCCCCCCCCAGACUCCCCUCCCCGGCCCUCCCGCCCGAGAAGGACAGCUUCUCCUCCGCCUUGGACGAGAUCGAGGAGCUCUGUCCCACAUCUACCUCCGCCGCCGGCGCCGCCACUGGCAGCUCCAAAGGGGGCGCCAGCGAGGCCAGCGCCCCGAAACCCGAGGGGCUCCCCGACGGCCGCCCCGACGACCCCAAACUGAUGGACUCUCUGCCCGGGAAUUUCGAGGUCACCACGUCCACGGGGUUUCUGACGGACCUGACCCUGGACGACAUCCUGUUCGCCGACAUUGACACGUCCAUGUAUGAUUUCGACCCCUGCACCUCCGCCUCGGGCACAGCCGCGAAGAUGGCCCCCGUGUCGGCGGACGACCUCCUCAAGACCCUCGCCCCCUACAGCAGCCAGCCCGUCGCCCCGAGUCAGCCUUUCAAAAUGGACCUCACGGAGCUGGACCACAUCAUGGAGGUGCUCGUGGGGUCCUAAUCCCGGGGACACCGCCCCCCCUCCCCGCCCCGGCGACCCGUGCCGCCCGCCCGGACCCUGCGAGUGUCCCCGCGCCCCGACAGCGCUCCGCACUGUGCAUGCACCCUUGCUUGCCUUUUUCAGAGAAAAAGAACGUUUUACAAAAGGAUCACACUAGUUUUUGCUUUGAGCAGAGUUGGAGUGCCUUCAUCCAAGUAUGACCACUUUCAAUACACGUUUUUGAGUGGUUCCUCAGAGACCUACUACCCUGGAAAGAAUAGGAAAGAAUACAUUUGAAGACAAUGUUGCUGUGUCGAAUGGCAAAAAUUAACAGUUCAAGUGAAGCACAAGGAAUAAGAUGGGAAAGCUGUAAAUUGCAUGUGCAUAUUUGUCUAUUUUUUCUAUAAGUUUUAUUGCAAGAGGUAAAACAAAGAAAAAGUAUAUAUAUAUAUAUAUAUUAUUUAGAUAAUCUCAGUACCUUUUCCGGCAUUUUCGCCCUGUAUAGGUUGACUUGGCAAUUCAGCCUUUUUAGAGGCAUUAACUCCUCGUAAGUGUUGCAUUUACAUGGCUGUUUAGAAACUGCUGCCCAAAUUUAUUUUAUAUUUUUGUACAGAUUCUGCAGUUUAUGAUAUUGUUUUUCUAAAAACAAAUGCUGUUUAUACAUAUGAGAUAGCUAUUUUGAUAGGAUUUGCUCACAUAGUUCCUGCAAACUUCAGAUGUACAAGUUGCACUUGUACUUUUAUAGCGUUGUAAUGUUUUAUAUGUGUUUGGUGCAAAGAGAAAAUUGGAUCAAAUCAAUCCGCAGUUGACGUCCCCCAAAUGCAGACACACACACACACACACACACACACACACACACACACACACACAGCGCUUUAAGAAAGGGCCAGGCGAUAUCACACCCAAAUUUCACAAGCGCCGGCCUCCUGGCAUGAACACCCGCCAGCACUGUGACUUCCAAAGCCAGAGCCACAUCUGCUCAUCAAACUUGCAUUAAGCAGUUGGCGGGAGGUGGCCAUGGAGCUCGGGGUUUAAGUGAUGGUUCUCUUUAGCUCCCUCUCUUGAGGGGGAAGACUACCGAAUACUCACUGUAUUUAUGCCAAGUUUGCGCUUUUAAUUGUUUUUAUUUUUUUAAAAAAACACACAAAUCUUUCCUUUUUGGCAUAAUUUUUAUGAUGACCUGAAAUUUUACAUGUGAACAAAAUUUUAUGAAAAGCAACCAACCUCUUCUUGGAACUAAACCCUUUUGCAAUGCUUAGGGCUCCUAGAGAAAAAAAUCUCCCCCAGAAGGCAUCCAUCAUGUUGCCCAAUUGUCUUUUCCACCUUCCCUUCCCUCUGUUGCUAAAUGCUGAAAAUGGUAUCUUCAUGAUCACCACCGUGAGCUCGGCCCACCUCGGCCCAGCCCAGGAUGCACUCUUGAAACAGCCGUGGCCCUUGAACCAGGAGUUGGUCCCAUUAUGUCACAGCUUCCAAUCUGGUUGCUUUCUUGAAUCAACUGCUUUAACUACACUUCACAAGGCUGUUUUACCCAAAUACACAGGACUUUCUAUGCAUGUUCCUCCUCCUCCUCCUCCCCUUGCCACCCUCACCCCCUACCCCCUACCCCCAAACCAGGACACUUGAGAAGUAGCUUUUUAUUCCUAACGGUGUACAUUUAAUUUUGAAAUGUUUGCAAUGUAUCAUGCUUGUUGCCGACAUUGUUUAUGGCCUUUUCCUUUCAGUUGUUUCUUUCUUCCAAUGGUACUGUCGCUGGUUACAUCCUAUAUUUUUGAAAUGCAGGUGGCUUCUUUAGGAAUAACUUUUAUAUUUAUUUAAGAAUUUUUAAAUUAUGGGAUUUGUGUUGUUGUUGUUGUUGUCUUUGUUGUUAGUCAUUUGUCAAUAUUCAGUCACCAAUUCUGCUCACUUCUUGCCAUGGAUAAAAUUGAGUCUUUCUGGCCAAUUUAAAAAAAAGACAGCUUUAUAAGAUGGCACUUUAAACAAGCCAUAGAUAGUUUUAUUUUUAUAAUGCACAUGGCAAAACAAAUACAUUUGUGAUGAAGGAACUGCUCAUCUAAUCAAAAGAUUCAUCGUGCAUGGUAUGAUUAAAUCUACAUUCUAAUUUAUUUCCCCGCCCCUCCCCCACUUGAAUGUGUUUUUAAAGGCUAAUUAUCAACUCAGGAGAGCAGUGGGGAAACAGAUCAAAUUGCUCUUGUUCUCCUCCAAGCAACCUCCACCAGGACACCUUGUACUGCUGCAGAUGUGUCAUUUCCUGUGAUGGGACCAGGGACCAUAUACAGGUGAGGGGAGGGUUGUUGUAAAUGCUUCCAGUGUUGCUGUGCCUGUCCGUUUUAAGAGCUUCCUUUUUCUGUGGAGAACAAGCCAGCCCAGAUGCCACGCUUUUGAUAACUGGAGGACCUGGUACACUCACCACAUGCUGCACACUUAUCCAUAUGUAUACAUACACAAUAGUGUUGAUUAUUCCGAACAAUAACAGGGUAAGGCGGUUGAUUUGCCGUUGUUAAAAGCUGAUUUACAGUAACUUAGAACAACUGUACUUUGGUUGGAUUAGCAAAUCGUGUGUUUAAACAAAUCCCAUAUGUUGGGCAACAGUUCAAAUAAGCACGGCGAAGUGUUGCCCAGACGUGGUCUCGGACUCUAGUAUUUGUAAGGCUGGUCUUGAAAAUCAAAACAAACAACAACAACAAAAACGCCCCAACAUCAGGCAAUCGCUUGUCAGCUCUGGACACCCUUGCCGUAAACGCUCGAUAUUCACGGUCUUCUGAGGAAGACCCAGGAAACGAGUGGCAAGGUUUAAAAAGAACAAAACCAUCAAGUGUUCCCAAAGCGAUGUCCCAGCAGGGAAGACUGUGAGCCGCGUGCGAUCUGCACGUCCCAGUCUGAGCGCGGCCUGGGGCGCGCCUCCCCUGUGCAGAGGACAUAGCGUGGCCUUCAGAGUCAGGCAGGCAGUUCGAGGUGCCUUCAUGAGAAAGACGUGCUGGGUGUGACUGGGAGAGGACACCCAUGGACAGUGAUGUGCAAUGAAGUGACAAGAUGAGAGCAGAAUAUUAAGAGCUUUGAAUUUGAAGUGAUUUUUUUUCCAUAAGUUAUUUAUUCCUCUUUUUUUUCUGUGUAAAUAUAUUUAUUUUACUGUGGAGCUCUAACAACAUCUGGAUCGUAACAUGUGCAGAAUGUAUGGUAGGAAUGUAUUCUCUGGUAGGCAUGUCAAUCUGUAUUAACAGGGGGUCCGAGCCAGACCCCCGGGUCGUCUCAUCAUAUGCCCAGUCCACAUUCAUUUGUACUCUCCUCUCCAAUGUGGGUCUAUUUGAAAUAUGCAAAAGGAAUGGGUGAGGGAUGUUUCAAUACCUCCAAAUUUUUAAAGAAAAUCAAGCAUCAAAGGGUUGAUCUUUUUAAAUGUUUUUUAGUAGCACUUUCUCUCUCCGACAGAAGGGGCAACCACACUGACACCCUUGUUCACACCACAAGGUGAGAGCUAGCCAGGGCCUCCUCUACACCUCGAGUGUCUUUAUCAAUUGAGCUUUUUAUUGCCAUAGCCCCUUGGCGCGUCCCAACUGCCCUGAGGUCAAUCAAGGAAAAUUUCUUACAUAAAUAAGCUCCAAAGAGCCAAAGUAUCAACUUACGGAUCGUUUUUAAAGCUUAAAUUUAUUAACCACCUUCGUGGUAAACAAUGAAUUAUGAAUACCGCUGGGCAGCCUUCUUAAGUGACAGAUGUUUAAAAAAAAAAAAAAAGACUCUACCUAGUGUAGCGAUUGAUAUUUUCCAUGAAUUGUCUUAAUUUAAAAACCUUGCUGUUCCAAAUUGGGCCUUCCUACAUUUUAUGAAAAUACCGAAAAGAGCAUAUUGAACCUAUUCUGGCUGUAAAUGGUUAACUUCCUGUAAUUGCCGGCGAACAGCGAGGUGUAAGUUCCUGCUUGUGUACCGUUGUCUUCAGUGCUUCUAAGAAUGAGUCUAAAUGUUUCUUGAAAAUUAGCCAGGAUCAAAUGCUAUUGCAGACAAAGCCAAUAAAAAUCUUGGACAUCUUUUGGGGAUAAUAAGUUUGGAAGAGAAGUGCAGUCCAUGCAAGCAAACAACCAAGAUUUUGGAAAUGAUGUACAUAGUGACAUUUGGUGCAUAGUUUUUAAGGAGGAUUUUGUCUAAAGAGGAAGUGUAACCUUUCCCCCACAGACCUGAGAGCUGUGCCUUUUCUAUGCAAUAUUACAGACGUUACAUUGGAACCCCGAUGGCUGUAUUCACAUGUAGGUUUGGGCUGUAAUCGAAACAACUGGACAGAUGAAAUGUACAUGGAAAUGAGCAGUCUUACUUUUGUAGUUUUAUAUUAUACAAUAAACAGUUAAAAGGUGA
Messenger RNA from Myotis daubentonii (Daubenton's bat), 5596 nucleotides. RefSeq names its product SERTA domain containing 2 (gene SERTAD2). The record is from RefSeq and is a predicted model, not a curated record. Lineage: Eukaryota; Metazoa; Chordata; Mammalia; Chiroptera; Vespertilionidae. Gene Ontology annotation, molecular function: transcription regulator activity. Gene Ontology annotation, cellular component: nucleus.